Staurois parvus is the source of this 1100-nucleotide messenger RNA. The record is from the annotation of a GenBank genome assembly. NCBI's taxonomy places the organism in Eukaryota, Metazoa, Chordata, Amphibia, Anura, Ranidae.
UGCACAGUGGGAACCCGGCUGGCAAGCUGGUACAGCCAGGUGCCCACACCUGGAAUACAGGAUGGCUGGCGAAAUGGGCUGCAGCAGGGGCAACGUGGGAUCGUGGGACAGGCGUACGUUACAUACUUACUAAUCGUAUGCUCAAGUGUGACGUUUUUCAUGGAGAAGAAACAAGCCAUCUCUUAUCAUAUUCAGAAUAAAGAUUUGUAUUUUGAAACCAUUCAAAAGAAAUUUCAGAAUUCAGAAGUCAUUCAAGAGAAUGAAUUGACACCAAUGUUUUAUCUGUGUGAAACUGAGUCAGAUGUGCAGCUGGUGAAGAAAUGCCUCCUCAGGUUUUAUGAAGAAACAGAGACAGUGAAAUACAAGUUUGGACCGCUCUUACUUCGGGUGUGCUAUGUGUUAGAUCUAGUAGAUACUGCAUUUGAACUGUUGAUGGACAAGUCUUUCAGGGGGGCGUUGUCUGAUCCCGUAUCAUACAAUUUAUUGUUGGACUUGCUGUACAAACAUGGCCAGUAUGAAAGAGCUCUGGAAGCACUACUGGACAUGAAAAUCCAAUGCUUUCGUCUAAAUCGAAUUACAUAUUUUUUGGCGUUUGCCAUAUGCUACAAACUGGACAACCCACGAUCCUUGGAGACAUGUAUCACUCUUUUUGAGCAAUCUGUAAUGGAUGGAAUUCUACACUCAAGAAUCUCUUUGUGUUUUAUAGUUGCACUUGCUUUAAAACAGGAGACUAUGGAACAGCUUGGUCUAUUUUUCAGAGGAUUGAGAAAAAAGACAUAUUGCUCUGCUACAAUUUGGGUCUUCUGUUAGCUGCCAGUUUAAAAAAUGAGGAAGAAGUGAUGCAGAUACUGGAAACUGAAAGUGAGACGGCAAGCUUUAACUCACUUAAAGUUCAAUUCUCCAAAGAAGUAAUGGAUGCCGUACAAGAAAAAUUGCACCAUACAGGUUCAUUUACAAAAUUUAAAGAAAUGUAUGAAAAACUUGGACAUUCUGGACAGAUCUGCACCUUAACGCUGGAUGAUUUGUUGCACACCACUGCAGAUCUUGUAGAGAAGCAACAUAAAAAAAUGCAAGGUGUGGCCUCCAAUAAUACUCUGUAA